This is a messenger RNA of Microtus oregoni (creeping vole), 919 nucleotides long. It is a transcript of the gene Kcne1, whose product is annotated as potassium voltage-gated channel subfamily E regulatory subunit 1. The transcript is spliced from 2 exons. NCBI's taxonomy places the organism in Eukaryota, Metazoa, Chordata, Mammalia, Rodentia, Cricetidae. Gene Ontology annotation, cellular component: membrane. The coding region runs from base 115 to 495 and encodes 126 amino acids. The record is from RefSeq and is a predicted model, not a curated record. Gene Ontology annotation, molecular function: transmembrane transporter binding; delayed rectifier potassium channel activity; potassium channel regulator activity. Gene Ontology annotation, biological process: negative regulation of delayed rectifier potassium channel activity; regulation of heart rate by cardiac conduction; potassium ion export across plasma membrane.
CUCCGCUAGAGGAGCCCAACCUCAGGACGAGCCAAGAACCCCGCUGCACACCGGGCUCCCUCUGCUUCCAACCCGGAAUUUUGCUCUACAUCCGAGAAAAACUUGAAGCCCAAGAUGUUCCUGUCUAACACCACGACUGUGAUGACCAUGUUGUGGCAGGAGACCGCCGAACAGGGCGGCAAUGUGUCGGGGCUGGCUCGCAGGUCUCAGCUUCGAGACGACAGCAAGCUGGAAGCUCUCUACAUCCUCAUGGUGCUGGGUUUCUUUGGCUUCUUCACCCUGGGCAUCAUGCUGAGUUACAUCCGCUCCAAGAAGCUGGAGCACUCGCACGACCCAUUCAACGUGUACAUUGAGUCGGACGCCUGGCAGGAGAAAGACAAAGCGUUCUUCCAGGCCCGUGUUCUGGAGAGCUUCAGAGCCUGCUAUGUCAUUGAAAACCAGGUGGCUGUAGAACAGCCUGCCACACACCUUCCUGAACUGAAGCCUUUGUCGUGAACCCCAUAGCUCAUUAUGCGUAGACAAGCCCUACAUGUGACAAUCUCAUCUUUCUGGUUACAUGCCUGUCAUAGUCUUUAUUGUAGGGGUACCAUCAGAGUUUUUGAUAUUGAGGGUUGAGGAAUGAAUUGAUAACACUAGUUUCCUAAAAUCACAUUCCUUCUCUAGUAGAUGAUCAAUUAAUUUUGCAGCACCUACCCUUCUCUUUUUAAAUCUAGCAGAGACGCAACAAUGUGACCUCUGAGAAUGCAAGCCGAGUUUCCCCAAAUCUCCCGACAUUAGCAGGGUCACAUGACUGAGUUCUGGUCAGAGACUUGGACACGAUGAGUCCAGUUCAUAAGUAGCCUUUGAAAAGGAAAAGGCAUGUCCUCCAUCUUCCUUGUCCCCCACAGGACAUUGACACACUUGAGGCGGCUCUGAAAGA